Messenger RNA from Cyphellophora attinorum, 1476 nucleotides. Its product is annotated as Feline leukemia virus subgroup C receptor-related protein 1. The record is from RefSeq and is a predicted model, not a curated record. Gene Ontology annotation, biological process: transmembrane transport. NCBI's taxonomy places the organism in Eukaryota, Fungi, Ascomycota, Eurotiomycetes, Chaetothyriales, Cyphellophoraceae. Gene Ontology annotation, molecular function: transmembrane transporter activity. The transcript has 4 exons. Gene Ontology annotation, cellular component: membrane. Bases 1 to 1476 code for a protein of 491 amino acids.
AUGGUUCAUUCACAGAUGAGCCCAAUCGGCGAGCAAGACGAAACAGACCCCAAGUCGCCCAUGAUUGCGCUCAAUCCCAUCUUCUCCCGCGAUCAACCCAACACAGAUCCCAAAUCCCCCAUUGUAGAGCUCGCCACCAUUCCCCUGAACCAGCUCGGCAUUCUAUAUCGCCCAACCUCAGCACUGGCAGUUACCUACAGAACCUACAAACGCCGCUUCUUCGGCUACGCUCUUCUCUUGCUCCUCUCCCUCCUAGUGAGCUGGUCCUUCACCGCCUUCGCGGUCGUCAUCGACAUCACAGCCGACUACUUCGACACCACUACCAGCACAAUCAACUGGUUCGCCACCAUCUGGCUGUUCUGCAACACCAUCGCCUGCCCGCCUGCAGCAUGGGCCAUGCGCGUCAGCGCAAAGCGCUCGCUUGUGUGCGGCGCUGCGCUGAUGCUUGCCUCCUCCUGGCUGAAGUAUGGCGGCACCAAGAUCCACAACAUGGGUCUAGCAAUGUUCGGCCAGAUCCUAUCCGGCUUCGCGUCUGCAUUCAUCUGCAACGUCCCGCCGCUGUACUCCAAUGAAUGGUUCAGUCCAGAGACCCGCGCCACAGCGACGGCUGUAGGCUGCAUGUCCAACGUCGCUGGCGGCGUCAUGAGCGCGCUGGUCAUGCCAGUCUGGGUGAACGAUCUCAGCGACGUUCCCAUCACUGUGCUCUGGACGAGUGUAAUCACCACCGUGGUUGCGAUCCCAGUUUUCUUCAUCCCCGCUGCACCACCAACGCCUCCCAGCGCAGCCGUUGACGAUGAGCAGAAAGAAGUGAGCACUGUCAAAGAAGAGCUCAAGUGGAUCGGACGGUCGCCGGAAGCAAUGCUGAUCAUUGUCGCGUUCAUGACCGCCUCCGGGCUGUGGAACUCUGGCUCGGCACUAUUCCAGAAAGCAGGGGUAGCAAACGCACUCCUCAACUCCAUCGGUCCGCUCACCUCCCUCCUCCUCGGCCCCCUCGCCGACCGCACCCGCCUGCACCUCUGGAUCGCCCGGUGUUGCGCUGUCCUCCUCGCCAUCUCCGUCAUCGUGUUUAUCUGGGUCCCGCAAUCCCACAACUUGGCAUUCCUCUACACCAUGACUUCCUUGCUGAGUGUCGCGGUGCUGGGCGUGUGGCCGAUCAUGCUGGAAUUGAUGGCCGAGAUCGUGUAUCCGCGGGGGUGUGAGGUCGCGGUGUGCUGUAUGUUUGCUGGGGUUAGUUUUAUGGGUGGGGUGUUUACUAUCGCUAUGGGCUACAUGAAAGAUGCAGAAGGCACCCUCCAACACGCGCUCUACCUACAGGCUGCCCUGGGCGUCACCGCAGCCAUUCUAUACCUCAGUCUCGGUCAAUUCGGCCGCAAGGAAUUUGUGCGGAUGAAAAGGUAUGCUGCGGAGAAGGUCCUCGAGCCGGUUGCGGAGGACUCUGAAGCAGACGUGCGUGGUGUGUCUGAGGUCGUAGCUUGA